UUAGAACCUUAAAGACUAAAUGAGAUAGGUAGAAGAACUCCAUUAGAGGUUUAGCAAUUAGCAGCCAUGGAGAUUCAGCAAUUUUCACCAUUUACUAUCACACCUUGCCAUUUUCACCCAAUUCCAAACUCUAACCACCACCCAGUUCUUGUUUCCCCAUUGAAACAGCAAAGAAAUUUGCUAAAACUAAGCCCUCUUUUUUGUUCUUCUUCUCAUAGCAAUCCUGUUGUGCAAGACCCAAUUUUGCAACAAGGGAAUGGUUCUUUGGGGAAAAGCAGAGAUACCCAUUACAAGAAUUCAAGAAAAAAGAGGGUUUUUUUCUUGGAUGUUAAUCCUAUUUGUUACAAAGGAAGUAUUCCUUCUUUGCAAUCUUUUGCUCAUUGGAUUUCCAUUUUCUUCUCUCAAGUUAGCCUCACUGAUCCUGUUAUUGCUGUUAUUGAUGGAGAAAGAGGUAAUGAGUAUAGAAGGCAGUUGUUACCUUCCUAUAAAGCAAGUAGGAGGAAAUACUGGCAUCAGUUGCAAGGUGCAGUAAAAUCUCCACGGAGUACGAUUGAAAGGUCACAUAGGCUCAUCUUGGAUGUUCUUCAGAGCUGCAAUGUUCCUGUAGUUAAGAUUGAAUCACAUGAAGCAGAUGAUGUUAUAGCCACACUUGUAGAACAGGUUCUACAAAGGGGGCACCGAGUUGUGGUUGCCUCUCCUGAUAAAGACUUCAAACAACUGAUAUCUGAUGAUGUUCAAAUUGUCAUGCCAGUACCAGAGUUCAAUAGAUGGUCCUUUUACACCUUAAAACACUAUGUGGCACAGUACAAUUGUGAUCCGAGAUCUGAUUUGAGCCUGAGGUGCAUACUGGGCGACGAGGUUGAUGGUGUUCCUGGAAUCCAGCAUGUUGUUCCUGGUUUUGGUCGAAAGACUGCUUUGAAGCUUUUGAAAAAGCACGGUACACUGGAGAAUUUACUUAAUGCUGCUUCAGUAAGAUCAGUGGGCAGGCAGUAUGCACAAGAUGCCCUUAUCAACAAAAGAGUUAUUCAGUAUCCAAGCCCCUUUCAUAGCUUCCUACUUCUAACUAUUGUAAAUGGAAUGACACUAAAAGGGAUGUCAGUAUCCAUAUUGAGGAGCAAUGGCUUAAUGAGAGGGAUGCGCGUAAUGACUCACUUGUUUUAUCCAACUUCGUCACUUCGCUGGAAGACAGUAGGAAUCUUAAUUUGGAAAAGAGAUCGCAUUCCAUUGGUUGAAAUUGCCAGAAGAAAGCAUUUUUUGUGUAAGUUAUAAUGUAAGCUCUACAACCUGAAGAACAAAGAUCUUGAUGCUUCAGCAGAAGUAUCAAACUAAACCAAUAGACGAUUACCGAACUUAGCCAGAAGAUUUGAUCAGAUGAACCGGACUGAAUCAGAAUAUCCAAAUUCACAAUAGAAGCAUACAGUAGAAAACUUAGCUAUUAUUCCUCUUGGACGAAUCACUAAGGAAGAGACUUCUGAGGUCUAAAAUGUACAGAAACUUUUGAAAUCUCUAAUUUAGAAGAGCAAAAUGCAGAAGGAAUUGAAGAUUCCUUGGAGGAUAUAGAAAGCAACAUGAAUGCAGUUGUAUCUUUUGUUCCUCAACUAGGUGAGCAAGAAUUAAGAGAGCCUUACAUCGGUAUGGAAUUUCAAUCACUUGAUACUGGAUUUAAAUUUUAUCUUGAUUAUGCUCAUCGUAAUGGUUUUAGUGUGCGCAAAAAUCGAAUUAGUAGAUCAAGAAAAGAUAAAUUCAUUAUUGGUCAAGAGUUUGUUUGUUCAAAAGAAGGAUUUCGUUUAAAAAAAUGUAACCAAGCAUGCAAUUGUGAUUAAAUCAUGGGCCGUAUUUAAUAGUGUUUGAUUUUGUUUGCUUACUCUUAUAAGUUUGAAUAUGUUGAUUUUGUUGCACUUUAUGUUUCUGGAAUAGUUUCAUAUUAAUAUUUUGCUAGCAUUGCUUCAAUGGCAACAAGUACCGGUUCUUAUAAAAAAAAAUAAUAUGUUGGCAAUGAUUUUCUU
Messenger RNA from Solanum lycopersicum (tomato), 2006 nucleotides. The record is from RefSeq and is a predicted model, not a curated record. Lineage: Eukaryota; Viridiplantae; Streptophyta; Magnoliopsida; Solanales; Solanaceae.